CUUAUUCACGUACGAGUACACGGUAGCAUCGGUAAGCCUCUCGCAUGUCAUUUGCAUUCCUAUCGGAGGAGGUGGCGGCCGCAAACGGAGAUUUUUACAACUCUUGCCUUGGUCGCACAUGCUCGGCAGCCUCGUGCUUCUAAGACUUGGUGUUGCAGUGCAGCUUGGAUCGGCACUUUGGGUUGUCUCGCCUGCACCGCACGCACGAGGAAGAGGCUCUCGUAUUUUACUUCACAUGACUGCCAUGCUGCUAGGAUAUUUUUGGGUAGACUCGUUAAAGGAGCAAGGCUCUAGGAUGAUGCUACUUCACAGUGCAAUACCAAGGCCAGUCAAUACAGUAGCACAGAGCCUCGUCCAUGUGGCAUGCAAGUCAUUUUGCAGCAUUCGUUGCAUACAACGAUCUGCCAGACGACAAUCUCGACGCUGGCUGCAGCUCGUCAGCCUAGGGUUGCUAGCGUAUUGCAAACCGUGCCGUGUCUCGGUCGUCGUACAUGAGAUGAGAACGAAUUGAACUCAACUGAACUUGUACACACGCGAAGCAGCUUAUUAGUAACAAUCUCCAGAUGAAAAUGCCUCAUUGGGCAUGGAGCAACCUCGUGCUUGGUCGCAUUGGCUCUAGUGUCGAUAAAGAUUCCUGUUUGGCAUCGAAUAGGCGUUUGACUCGGUUGCAUUCCGUGGAAAGCCGGCUGCUUAUCCGCGAAGUUGACCAAAGACAUCAGACAACGUCCACGAGAUCUGAGUUGCCCAAAAGGUUAUGAGGGGGCCAGAUGACAGACAGCCACAGACAGCCAUCGUUUGUGCAACCUACAAGACGUGUUACAGUG
Trichoderma harzianum CBS 226.95 is the source of this 824-nucleotide messenger RNA. RefSeq lists its product as hypothetical. The record is from RefSeq and is a predicted model, not a curated record. NCBI's taxonomy places the organism in Eukaryota, Fungi, Ascomycota, Sordariomycetes, Hypocreales, Hypocreaceae. Bases 119 to 511 code for a protein of 130 amino acids. The transcript has a single exon.